Messenger RNA from Desarmillaria tabescens, 1085 nucleotides. RefSeq lists its product as uncharacterized. Bases 355 to 741 code for a protein of 128 amino acids. The transcript is spliced from 3 exons. Lineage: Eukaryota; Fungi; Basidiomycota; Agaricomycetes; Agaricales; Physalacriaceae. The record is from RefSeq and is a predicted model, not a curated record.
UUUUACCCUCCAUGGUGGGAAUACGUUAGCAUGAAGAAGCAAGCGGAGUUCGAAGAAAUGACGGGAGAAAAAAUUGGGCGUUUAUGGUUCUUUUCAUUCCAUUUAUAUGUGAUCCAUUUUUCCGUCAGGACAUGUGGUUGAAAAGGAUGCGGCGCUGCUAAUAUAUCUUUAGGGCGGACCUGUUGUUUAUCGUGUUUACAUAUUCCAAACGUUCGAUGUCAAGUAUAGUAUGAACGGAAAAAUAGAAGUGCGUCCAUUAAGGGACGCCUCGAUCUUCGAUUUCGAGCUAGGCUUGGAAGGUUCCUCGUCGUCCAGUGCGGAUGUUUCUGAGAUAGAAAUGCUAGGUACUGGUGAAUGAAAUUCGUUCUAUCUGUUGUAUCGCGUGUCUCUCGCUCAAGUCUUUCUCUUUUCGUCCGAGCCAUCCUCAUGGUCGGAGCAAGAGUGAGAGUACCGCUGAAAAACACCUUUGGUUGUCUCCAGCACCGUCAUAGACCAUCCUUCCAGUACAUCGUGCUCGCUGGCAUACCGUGCUCUAUUCUUGUUCGAGAGCCUUGUAGUAGUUGCAGGUCGAUACGAGGGAGUAUGGGAUUUUGCGAUGCUAAAGCGAAUGAAAAAAACGAACAGGACACACGAGUGACGUCACUAGCUCAACCCUAUCCACCAUACACAUUCCAAAAUCCCUUCUCCUCCACCGCCAGUCCUAUAUUCCCCUUGGUUCUCUCGUCUAUGGGGUGUGGAUAGUGAAAACUGGCAGAUAUACACUCGGAGCGGGCAAAGGACCAAGAAGGCUCAGGUGCGCACGUGUCUGUUUCAUUCGAAUGUUACGCAAUCUGCUGGAGCCAGGAAAGUUGGGAAAGAAGACGUAGCGAUAGCCCUGGAAGCUGUCGCGGCCUCGCAGCGUCGAAGGUUGGUCGAGAACACGUAAAGGCCAGGUGCACGUUGUGGUCCAUCCUACGCGAACAAAUGUCGUUCAGUCAAUGGCAGAAAGCUGAAUCCCAGUGGUGGGUAGCACUGGAGCAAACCGUGCAUGGUGUUGGCGUUGGCGUUGGCAAUGGUACCGGUACUGUUCGUGUCACUGCGAAAGA